Messenger RNA from Didymosphaeria variabile, 1791 nucleotides. RefSeq lists its product as uncharacterized. Gene Ontology annotation, cellular component: peroxisomal membrane. The coding region runs from base 1 to 1791 and encodes 596 amino acids. The record is from RefSeq and is a predicted model, not a curated record. Lineage: Eukaryota; Fungi; Ascomycota; Dothideomycetes; Pleosporales; Didymosphaeriaceae. The transcript has 2 exons. Gene Ontology annotation, biological process: peroxisome organization.
AUGUCCACUCCAUCGCGAUCCGGGAACGAUGCGUCUCCGCAACCUACCGCCGACCCGAACCCGCCUACCUACGCUGCCUUUUCUCCAUCCACCCUAGCCCAAGCUACACCGCAGACGAAGCUACGCUCUGCAAUAUUAGUUCACCAGAAGAGCCCUCUGCUCGCCGCGACACCGCCGCAGGUCACGCGCGUUUUGGCAUACUCGCAUCCGUUCAUACUACCGCUGAACAAGUUUGUCGGUUUGUUGACAUGGACGACUGGGGAUCCGUGGGAAAGCUUUGUUCUAGUGGCUGGGUUUUGGGCUUUGGUGCUAUACGGUGAUGCCGUCACAAGAUAUGCAGGACCUAUAGUACUGGUAGUUGGUUUAAUAGCGGGGAUGUACUCGCGGAGAUACUCCCCGCUUUCGUCCACUUCGUUCACGGGCGAGAAGGGUCAGAAGGGACACAGCAGGGCCGAGUCAGAAAGCAACAUCAAACAUCAUAAGAGCUUGGAAGAGAUCGUGGACAGUCUCAAGCUAUUCACAUCACGGUGUAGCAUCCUGCUAGAUCCGUUUCUGCGGUUGACGGACUUUCUCUCCACUCAAAGGACCGCGACUUCAGCAACGACAAGACCUGCGCUUACCUUGCUUUUUGUUCGGAUACUGUUUGUCCUGCCCAUGUGGAUUAUUCUGACUCUGCCACCAUUCUACAUAAUCACGACAAAGCGAGUCGUGUUGGCCGUUGGAACCGUAGUGCUUAGCUGGCACUCCCGACCUGCUCGCGUUUCGCGGGCAAUUCUUUGGCGGUCACGGACGAUACGCAAAACAUGUGUCUUCCUUACGGGAUUGAAUUUCGGAGACAUAGAGCCUGUAGCCAAAGACAAGAACGGUGCGCCAGCGCUGCCGCCACGGAGAAAGAGCGCCCAAGAAGUUGCGGCCUCUCUUGCCGCAAAACGACGACCAGAUUCGCCAGGAGUGCGAUUCACUUUCAGCAUCUACGAGAACCAGAGAAGAUGGCUCGGCAUAGGGUGGACAUCCUCUAUGUUAGCUUAUGAACGAGCGGCAUGGACCGACGAACACCUCAACCCUGUGCCGCCGAAAGACCAAUUUGAGCUUCCUGAUGUUGAAGGAGGACAGGCGAGGUGGAGAUGGCUACAAAGCAGCGAUUGGAAGGUCGAAGGUGCGGAGAAGGAUGCGACAGGUCUCAAAAGCCCCUCUCUCGAUGAAGCCGGGUGGAUAUAUUACGACAAUAAGUGGCGAGACGGUCGCAGAGGACAGGACGGAUGGGGCCGCUACACCCGCCGGCGAAAAUGGUACCGUGAUGCUGAACUCGUCGAGGUAACUCCGUCGACCGACAUAACGCCCAUUCCCACUCCUCGCCUCGACCCCAUCGCCGACGCUGCAGAGCCCUCCACACCCACACCCUCAUCGAAACGAGCUACCCACUCACGCUCUACCUCUACCGCGUCCAACAUGCUAACCAAAGUCAACUCCAACCCCAGCACUAUCGCGAGUCUAGCCGCCAGCGCAAUGGCCAGCACCGACACCACCCUCGCAGAAAGCAUCAACCCUGACCAUUAUACGUCGGAUGCUGAUGCUGCCAGCAACAAGGCCAAGCGUGGGUGGUUCAAAAGGAAGGGAAGGAGUCGCAGCAGGGGUGGUAGUGACACCACUGCGGUGACGAUUGCGACGAGCACAAGUAGUAAUUUGAGUCGAAGGAGCGACGAAGAUGAUGUGCAUACGCCGCUGGAGAGGACGGCGAGGGAUGACGAGUGGAGGCUGGGCGAUGAUAUGCGUAUGCAGUUGGAUAUUUGA